Symbiodinium sp. CCMP2592 is the source of this 16860-nucleotide messenger RNA. The record is from the annotation of a GenBank genome assembly. Lineage: Eukaryota; Dinophyceae; Suessiales; Symbiodiniaceae.
AUGCACUCGAAUGUGCCAAAGCCGAGUGAGCGUCUUGACGCCUCCGAUAUGCUCGAUCUCGAAGAUAUCGAUGAAAUAUUCGCCCUUGAUGAGUCAACGCGAAUGACCGACGAAGACAUUCGCCAGGCUCGCGAGGCUGAAUUACGAGCAGAGUCCUCUCAUGGAGGAGGUGCUGACUACUGGGAGUAUGAUCCAUCUGUGCAUAAAUGGACGUAUCACGUCGUUGUUCCAAGGAAAGCGAUGGUUCAUCCCAGUAAGACUCCCGGUUCCAUUGGGGAGUCGCCUGAUCCAUGGAAGCUGAGCACAGUGCGUAUAUCACAUGUCCAAUACAAGGAUAAAAGCCCGGUUACGAUCUAUGAGACCGGGUAUGCUUUCGGCAAGACAAGACUCAUGCAGCUCUGGACCGGCACUGUUGAAUUUUAUGAUGACGGCUAUGCCCCACCCAAGAAGAAGUUACCUCCUUACCACGGGUCUGAGAUCCUGGAGGGCGAGGGGGGUUUGCCUUAUCGUCAGAGUGUGCCGCGUUCCGAGCGCGCGUAUAAAGGGUCUCGAAAACCGAACUCUAUCGACUCAGAACCCUGGCGCAGCAUGAACCGCGCCGAACGGGAGGGAUAUGUAGAGGCUGAGCGCCGAGAAGCUGAGUCUCAUGCAAUGUCCCGAGAGGAUUCUCGCGAUGCCGCUCCUGUAGACAUCGCUUAUGAUUCAGAUUAUGAGUCGGGUGCCGAACGACAUGACAAGGAUUAUUGGUAUCACGAUGUCGCAGCUGGCACGAUCACCCGCUUUCAUGUGAUCGAACGCCGAGCGCGCUUCAACCCUACCUCCGUCAAAGAUUGUCCUGUCGAUCCUACAACAUUGACCGAUGUCAGGAUGACUAUGGCCAUGACAGACGGCACCGAGUUCACAUUGCAGGACUCGUGGAGAUCAUCCGAUGCUCGAUCUCUGCCUUGCCGAUGGACAGGAAAGACGGUCUUCGUUAUUGGUUCUUCCGCCAAAACGCAGAUUAAAGUUCGAACCCGUAUGCCGAACACCGAUGACACGGGGCGACGCGUGCAGACUGCAAAUGGCUAUUGUGGACACGCAUUGCGUGCAAAGGGCCGUACUGUUGUACCUGCCAAAUCUCGCGCCUGUGUCGUUACGGAUCUUGAGUUUGAGCCCCCGGGUGGUAUGUCCGCCCGUCUUCAGCCGCUCCGCGGCAGUGGCCUCGAUGUUUGCCCGGCCAUGUACACAUACAAUGAAGGGGCAACUCAGUCCGGUGUCGACGUCCUCAAUCCUACUGACUACGAUAUUAUAGUCGAGCCUGGACAGGACGUUGCAGUGGUUCAAUUCUACACUUCCGUUUUGGCCGCAGUGGAACUCGAUUUCACCGCAAACGAUGCGGCAGAUGAUGUUUCUGCACCGGUUGAAGCGUUCGAUGAUGAUCAUGCUGUUGAUACAGAACCCAAGAAGGCGUUUCCCGAGCUGACUUUUGGCGAUCGAGACACCAAUGUCGCGCAGGGCUCUGUUGGUCCUCGAGAAAUACGAAUGAUCAAAUACGAUAUGCGAUCGUUCAUGGAACAAUGUGUUUCUCGCUAUGUUGAGCUCUGUGGUCCUAAGUAUAAAGCCACCUUGCGCUCGGCUGACACGCCGUUCCUCGAUGAAUCGCGACCGGAGUUCGAUACCAAUCCGGAUCGACCUGCUGUGAACCGCCUGCUGGGCCAUCCCGUUGAUGCGCCUGUCCCUCCUGGUAAAGGCGUUCUCGGCGACUGUGCAGCCGCCGUUCUGAUGAAAAUCCUGUAUGGUGCUCGCAUGGGGCGGUACGAUUUGAUUCGUCCUGUGCAGGCACUCGCCAGUCUCAUCACCAGGUGGGAUGGCUUGUGUGAUAAGAAACUCCAUCGACUGGUGUGCUAUAUCAAUUCUACCCUCGAUCUCAAUUUAUAUGGGUGGAUUGGUGAUGCGCCCGAGAUGCUGGAGCUUGUGCUCUACUGCGAUGCCGAUCUUGCGGGUGACCGUACUGAUUCCAAGAGCACCUCUGGUGUCUUUAUGUGUCUUCUUGGGAAUGCUUUGUCCAAGAAGCAAACUUCUGUGUCGAAGUCUACCCCCGAGGCCGAAAUUGUCUCUCUUGAUCACGCUGUGUAUAAAUUGGGCCUGCCUGCUCUGUCUAUGUGGGAGUAUAUGUUGGGCCGCCGAUUCCGAUUGCGGGUCAUGGAGGACAAUGAGGCCGCUAUUCGUGUCGUCAUCACUGGUCACAAUCCGAACAUGCGUCACAUGUCUCGUACCCAACGUAUUGAUAUCUCUGCGUUGAACGAGCGUUAUCACGCUGGGGAUUUUCUGUUCGUGACGUGUCCCUCUCAAUUCGAGGCUGGUGAUAUUCUGACCAAGGCCUGCACUGAUGCUAAGGUGUGGGGCCGCAACCUUAUGUCUAUUGGUCGUUUUCGUGAGGGUACUCUUAUUUCCUCCGGUAUGCUGUCUGCCGCUCCCGCUCUCCCUGCUCUCCCCUCUGUCUGCCCAACCAGGGGGGUACAUCUUGAAAGCGGCCACAGCCCCUUCAACGAUUUCAUCCUCGACAUGUCUCGUCAGGGGGGUGUUUCAAUCGACGAUGCUCACCAAUUCGGAAAGAACAAGCAGCCACCGAAGAAGGCUGCUGCCAAGACACCGGCUGCCCGAUCACCCCAGCCGAAGUCUCCCUCGCUAUGCAGGGAAGGCCUUCCGAGCGGUCCGAUCGCACCGACUACGGAAAGGCCUCCUGUUCCGCCGAUUCCCACGGAGCAGGAUGAUUCCAACAUGGGUACCGAUGAAGCCCCUGUCCCGAUUCAGACCCCGAGAGAUGAGUCCACAGGGGGUGGAAAGCGCUCCGAGAACAUUCCGAUAGGAUUGAGGAUGAAGACGAUGAUGCUGAAGAUUGGGAUUCAAGAGAUCCCACAGGCCUCAAUCUGGCAACGCCUCGAGCAGCUGACAUGCAACUCUGGGUACGAUCUUAAGCUGCACCAGCUGGUUGACUCCUUCCUUCUCACUACUCAUCCGCUUGCGGAUAAGCAGAGGAAGCAGUACCCCCAAGAGUUUAUGGACUUCAUCGACCGAUACAGGGUGAUGUGCGCUCUUGCAUUUUCCCGAGUGGCGACGCUGUCUGGUGACGCCGCGGGGGUCCGCGAGAAAAUGGACCUUACGAUGGCGCUGGCUCGCCACUGUAUGCUUUUCCAAGCGCAAAGCUUUAAGGGAUCCCGAGAUAUGCUGAGCAACGAUACGCUCCAGCUCAUGGGAACCUGCUACAUCCCGUCACCUCUUGCGAGCUGGAACCGAAAUCUCAUGGGAUAUAGCAGUUCGACUGCUGAACAGCGAUGGUUGAGGACCGAUACGAGUAUCAAACAUAACGACCUCACCAAGCUGUCGCCCAUUGAGUUGUCAAGGGAGGCGGUCAGCCAGGUUGAAGCUGUGAAGUUCUUCAAGGGAUUUCUGCAGCUCAGGCCGACGCUAUCUUUCAUCCCUGGAGCGUUUCUGGCACUCAAGGCUCUUAACCGAUUUCCCACGCUGGACUCUUUGAAAGAGCAAGCAACUCACCUCGAUAACGAUCGCAAGGAACACGGCUACGAUCUUCCUGCCGUGGACGCGAACGGGAUCGGGGAAGCAGCCGCCUUUCGCAACGAAGACGACGAUGAGAAUACCCCGUUGAUGCGCGGGUGGGUCUCGUUCAUGAAAGCGAUGGUUGAGGCCUACCCCGGCCGGUGCGUUAGCAUCGAUGAUACGCUCAACUGGGGAGCCAGCACCCCUAUGACCUAUGAGGACGGUGCGGGGCAGACUACCAUCCGCCCGACUGAUGGAUGGGUGUAUGUCCCCGCGAUGAAUUCGGACAUAUACGACCCUCAGGGAACGUUCCUUCACGGAACGAACCUCCGAUACCUCUGGUCGAUUCUUGCACACGGAGGUCUGUUCGGGGAGGAUUACGUGACGGACGAUCAUGGAAGUCACGAACCCUGCGUCUGGGUGACUGGACACGCUUCCGAGGCUGCCGGUAGCUACGCGUCUGGCACAUACCUCGGAGGAGGAUACUGGUUUCAAGUGAUGAUCUGCGUCUCCCGGACUGUGGUGAACACCCACGGUCGCACGACGAAGAAGCUGGGAGGAUCCCAGAAACAGAUCCGCGUCGGAACUCGAUUCCUCGAGCUGUGCGGGAUCGCGUUCAGGCCCUUCCGCCUUCUGGAUGACCGCGAGCAAGGGGUUUCUACCUCUCCACAAUACGUCAUCCAUGGUCACCGAUUCCUUAGUGCCGACGGGACAAAAGCUGUGGCCUGGCACCCAUGGAUGGAAGCGAGCCCGAUUGAUCCUCGCAUUCUGAAGCUGCUGGGAGAAAGCGUCGCUCGCGACAGUGUCGAGUUUGCCGACCUCACGAUACAAGGGGGCAACACUACUCAACAGGUUGCUUCCACCGAGACGGAACAAUCUAGGGCGACCGCGGCUGACGAUCAGGCUGCGGAGGGUGGAAAUGAGGCGACGGACCGAGUCACAGUCCACCCAGCAGUGCUUCGCCGCAACCACUGGAUGCCUGACUCGCACGGGACCAGUGAAAACGCCACUGUCGGUGGCAGGUAUGCCUUGCUAUCCGAACUUCAAUCCUCCAGCUACCGAUUCGAGCUUGCUCCAUUCUUUCAGCUUCGAGCACCCAUCAUGGGAGAGGAAGGAAGCCAAGGUUUGCCAAAGCCUGCAAGGCUCGAGACGAUUGUCGGAGGACCCUCCAAGGAGUGGGAGGCAUGGUGCAGACACUACCGAAAGGCAUACGGUGUCAUGCUCGGAAACUUCGGCUACACGCCCGCCAAGAGCCUCAAGAAUAUCCCGUACAGAGAAGAAGGAACAACGGAUAUUGUUAGUGCGCCGAUUUGGAGCCCGGCCGAUGCACUUGUGGCCGUAUCGAUCCAUGGGGUCAGAACGGUCACGACCAUGGCCUCCACGAUUGCAUUUGGGGGUGCACCGCCAACGAUCAAGCCGGCGGUACCCAGCAAACCGCAGAGAUUCGUUGUUAUGCACGAUGGCCUGCUGUCCUUCAAGUCUGCCAAAUCUUGGCAUGAUGGUGAGAUGAACGCCCAUCUGAAGAACGCGCUGACGAAUUUUGGGUUUCCUGAUUCCGAGGUGCGCGUGCAGGCGUUUGGCGAGGACAACAAGCUCAAGGAUAUGGUCGACACUCUCGCGAUGAUGCAGAGCGAGACCUCCAUCCCGCCAUCGAAUGUGCAUGUCCUCAUCCUUUGGAGAGGAGAGGAUCUGUGGAAGAUAGACCAGGGCUGGAACAAGCUAACUGGCGACAUCGAUAUGGCACGAUCUCAAUAUGCCAAGACGACCGCCCGGGAUGCUCUCGAGAAAUACAAUACGAUCUACGGAUCGGUGUCCCUUUGCGGUCCGGUGUCGCCGAGCAUGGUGUACCUUCCGACUCUCCCUGGCCCUCUCUUCGAGAAAUACAGAGAGGAGAUGAGAUCGAUCUGGGACGCGAUCAGGAGAUCCAACUUCCUUACCCUGUCUUUUGACGCCAUCCUGGAAGGUCUGCCAUACCUGAAGGGAUAUCAUAUUAUGCAUGAGUCCAAGACGAUUGGGGUCCUAUGUACCCGCAUUUGCUCGAUGUUCACUCUUGCAGCUCUCGCACGGUUUCCGUCUUACGGGACCCGCCGGGAGUAUGAGAUCGCUGCCGAGAAGAUGUGGGCACGCACCCCAGUCCCGGAAGAGAACUCGCCGGGCAUGGUGAAGGCCAUUGUGCACUCCACUGUGCAGGACCUCAUCGAUGGUGCAGAUCGCGGCGCCGAUCAUCACGCCGCAGAGACUGUCGAUAUGACUCAGCUAGGUUUCGAUGAUGACGAUGAUGACGAUAUGCCUGACGACGUAGGUCCGACCGCUCCCGGGAAUCCGAUCAAACAGGAACAGGGAACAUUGGCGGAUCUACCGGGUGUUCGUCAUCCGGAUCCGAUCGAGCUUCCAGCUACUCCCGUGCCUGGCGAGGCAAUGCCAGUGUCGCCUGGCCUUGCUCCGACUGCCAUGAAUGAUGAAGAAUCUGGCAGCAGUUCUGAUGAGAACGAUCAGCAAGGGGAUGGUGACGCGGCGAUGCCCGCAGUCAAAAAGGAGGAGUCCGAUGAGGAGUUCAAUGGGCUUCUCGAAGGAAUGACUGAGGAAUUCGCGAAAAUGCCCACUCCUCGAGAUGCCGAGCGAACUGUCGCUGCCAAUCGGGACGCUGCACGACCGCCUGCCGUGCCCUCGAUUCCUCUCUCUACGAUGAAGAAGCCGAAGCCGGUUGGUGGCGAGGAAGCCGCGGGGCCCACCGCCGACAAUCGACAAGCUUAUGCGCACUUCGAGAGCCAAGUCAGUGAAGCUGAAGCUCGCCGCGAGCAAGCUGCGGCAAUGAAAGCGCAUAUCGCUGAAGUGGCAAAGGGCGCCGCCGGUGUUGAAAAUGCCGAACAUCUUCGAUCCAUUGCCGAUGGGCUAGCCAAGGUCUUGGACCCGAACAUGAGCGAUGACAAUGUGUUUCAGGGUGCCUUGUAUCCCCCGGGUGACUAUGCGCUUGACGCUGUCACGAACCGACUGGCUCAAGGCAGACGUCGGGUUGAAUCGAACAGCAAUCUCAUCAGGGAGAUGGCCAGCGACCGAUUCACGCCUGUGCUCAUCAACCGAGACACUGGUGAGACUGUGUCUGCCAUCGAUGCACGAUGGACUCCAGAGUAUGGAAACAGGGGGGAGCUUGAAGCUAAGGUUGGUGCGAUCAUUUCCAAUCUGGAUGCAGUGGUUGCAAGCAUGUCAACCCUCCCUGUGUUCCAUCCGCACAUUCCGUCGACGUAUGGUAUGGCUCGAUCGCUUCUCAACACAUACCAGUCGUUGCAGAUUGCCAUCCGACACCGUGGCAUGGGUGCGAUGUCCUUUGAGCAGAUGGUAUUCAAGCCAGAGGACCUUGAGGUUCCGACCCCCGAUGAUUGGCCGGACCUCAUCGCGCCUACCCCCGGAAAAGUCAUUCAGUCCAUGCGAGUUGCCCUGGUGAAUAACACAGCGGCGAGGUUGACGAGAGAGGACCUCAAGCUGCCGCCGGGCUUCGCCAUGCAGCGACGAGUGACCGAAUUCCGCAAGCCGGAAGAAGACCCGGUGCAGAGCCUAAUGGGGCUCACCGAUGAUUUGAGCUAUGGCACAAUUGGCCGAACUGGGGACGACAGAUUGUCCCAGCUCCAGCGCAGUGUUGCGGUACAGCUGCGAAACACUGCAGGUUUCAUUGCGAACGAGUUUCAGAGGCACGCUCGAUCUAUUGCUGCUUCCUCCUCGCGUCGCAGCGACGCCUCAGGCGCCCUGAGUAGUCAGGGCGAAGGCGCAGCGGACAACGAUCUUCCGUCCACCGAGCAGGCCAGUGCCGCUUCUGUGCGUUCAGCACCACCGCCCCCGCCAAACAUGGCUCCUCCUCCUCCGCCUACAGCGGCAGCACCUCCAAGGGCGCCCGAAGAGAGUGCAAAGGAGGAUGACGAUGACACCAAGAUGGACGAUGAAACGGCCGAUCAGUUGCCUGAGCAGAAGCCCGAGGAGGACGCUGAUAUGGGUGGCGAAGAGGAGCUGAAAGACGAGGUCCCCGGCAAGGCCCCGCCGCCAGCUGCCCGAACCGCUGAGAACCCUCCGAAAACAGGCGUGCGUUCCAGUCCUCCGAAUGUCAUGCCUGCUCAGGGUGCCGUGCUUUCAGGUGCUAGGGGACCGGAAGUCGAUAUUGAUCCGGCCAGCACCACAGCCGAUCAGGCGGCAAAUGAUCCGAGAAACUGCCGGAUCGAGGGCCCUGGUAUCAAGGCGACAACGAUUCAUCGCCCUGAUCAGCUGCCCGAAAGGGGUAUUGACUCCAUUGCGCCGAUCGUGCAGUACGAAAUGACGUCUGUCCCGAUUGCACUGCCAGAUUUCGUCGUUCCGGGACUCGACAUGGGCAUCGAUGACUCCGUCCAUGGUCGAUUGGUCUCUGCGACCUGUCUCCCACCGACUGACGAGCAGCGCAAGUAUUCAAGACGCCGAUUUGCUAUGCUGUCCUCGAAUCAGACAGUGUACUUGGGUAUGGCGCUUCACAAGAAACCGCUUAAAGGAGAACACGAUUCUUUCCUCCGACCGGAAUCUUAUGAGGACUGCCGCGAGAUCCAUGAAGCUGUCCGAGCCUACAAUGCCAAGGAGGCGACAUACCGAUCUAUCGGCGGAACAUCAGUGUCAUGCAGCCGAUUGCUCAUCGAUGACGCACAAAAUAUCCCUGCUGCCAGGAUUCCGGACGCAGGCAUGAUCAGUUUGGUGCGUAAGCUGCUGUUCCGAGUGCUGACGCAAACAAAGGAGUAUCCCUCCUCGACUGCCGUCGGAGCACAGAAUCGCCCCCGGGACAAAGAGAGGGGCGUCCCAUUGUAUUCAUUCCUCGACCAGAGUGGCAUCAUCGCUUUCGAUGUCAUUCCGAUGUACAUGGAACGCGAGAGGGAAUACAUGAAGGCCAACGCUGGCGAGUUCAGCGGCCGGACGCUUCUCCAGACUAGCAUUCUGGACGAUGACGAUAAGCCGAGUGAGCUCACCGUCCAGUGCAUUACGGAAAUUGCUCGAACGGACAACAACCGAAUGUUUGAGUUCUUCUACUCGACGAUCAACGACGAUGGAAGUCCUCAAUUUGUUGGCAUCCGAGCAACCUAUGGUUUCGGUCCCGAUAAUUUCAACCGAUUCCGACUGCUGACCAAGUGUCAGCACGGGCCAUUCACUCAGCUCGCUCAAGAACACUAUGUCAAUGGCGAGAGGAGACGAAAUGUGGCCCGAUAUCAUCCCCAGUACGGAUGGGGAUGCGCAACGAUUCGCGAGUUCUUCGGAUACAUGAACGAUUGCAAGCUCAAUCCCCCAAAGGGGCAGCUCUUCCUCACACUGCUCCCGUAUGCCCCUGGAUCUGGGAAGAACAACGAGUGGGAAGAGGUGUACAUGAACGUCCGAAUGAACCCGGGACGUGAGACGCUCUCGAACACCGCGUCAUCACAAAGCAUGCUCCCCGAAGGUAUGGGAUCCAACCGCAUGAUUGUGUUUGCGAUUGAUUUGCGCAUGAUUGCAGCAGGUAUCAAUCCGAUUACAUUCCAUCCGAGAGGGUACUAUGCGAUCAAGGACAGUAUCCCUCUCGCAUGUAUGCCGAUUGCAUACUUCAUGGAUACGGGAUCUCUAGUGUUCAACACGGCCUUCAAAUACAUCGGAGGCCCGAAAUUUGACCUGGACCCAAGAACGGAGACCACAGACGAGAAACGUGGCCACUCGCUAGCUUCGACUGCCCCAUGUGCGGAGCUUCAUUCCCUGUUGGUCUCCACAUGUGUCGAAUAUUACGGAAGUCAUGCUGAGUGGCUCAAUGAUCUGAUCGAGCGAAACAAGCUUACCGAAUUCCAGCUUCACGAGUUUCCUGCGAUCAAGCAGCUGAGGAAUUACCCGGUGUCUAGGUCUCUCGCUGAGGACCAUAGGCAGACCGCAUUCUUCGGAGUGCCACCGAUCAAAUGCACCGCUGCUGACACAUCGCCGAAGGAAGUGGAACUGUUCAAGAGAAGCGUGCGCGGUACGAUUCAGGGCGCCAUUCGCUUGGACAUUUCCAUUGAGAGGCUUGUUGCCGGUAUCACUGGCAAGGAAGCUCGAUGUGGAGUAGAAGACUUCUUCAACUCACAGUCGAUUGCAUGUGCUGCCACGAUUGUCAAGCAUUUUGGAGCGAUCUUCGCCACAUGUCGCGAAAAGCCAUUGUGCUACUAUGCACGUUGGUCGAUUCAUUGCCAGCGCGCAUAUCGAGUCUGCCUGUCGCGAGGGUAUCUCUCCCCCUAUUACACAGGUGUGACGGUCGAUUAUACCAUCGACCAAGAGAUGGCAGAAAAGAUCCGACUUGCUCAUCUGCCCUUGCAAAACGCCAAUUUGGCGAUGAGGCGGCACAUUCGACUCUCCACCGAGUUUGGAACGUUGGAUGAAUUCCGUGCCACUAUCACGGAUACGCAAAAGUAUCAACGUUACAUGCGUGUCGACAGUGAGAGCCUUUCCGCGCUCCUGGCCAAGGUUACCCUUACCACAUGCUACGGCAUUCCGACAAAAGGUGAGCCUGGCUAUAUCUCUGAUGAUGAAGCAGAAGAGAUCGAAGGAGCCGCAGCGGCAAGCGAGAAGCCCAAAGGGAAAGGCAAAGGGGAAGGCGAAUCCAACGUCCAAGCCAUCAACUGGCGUGAGUUGGAUCCCUUAGGACGGAAACUUAUUCCGCAUCACUCUGACCCCCGAUUCACGAUUAUUGCUGAGGGAAAUACGGCACUCCUUGAUGCAGCCGAAACGCCGGAUGAGACGCGUAAGGAAUUCAAGGAGUUCGUUCGCGAUCACUCUGUCAAGAUCAAAGAAUGCUUUGACGAUGAUCGUGCGACAGAGAAGACAUUCUUCAAUCUUGUUGAAGGAGUCAAGGAUCAGCUUCCCGAUGCAAACAGCACUGACCCGCUUCUGAUGAAAAGGACUGAGGACGUCUUCGAGGCUCUCCCCGAUGAACUGGAUGAUCCUCCGAGAGUGUUCGAUGUUGCGGCUCGCCAGGCGCGACGGCGAGACCCUGCACCUCAGCGCAGAGUACAGGUCACCGAGCAAAGACAAGCGCCGAUUCCCGAGGCUCAUGCCGUUCCCAUUCCUACGGAUGACGAGGAUGAGGAUGAUACUGAGCUCGAUCGAGCGGUACGACCCGAUCCAUCAUCGCAGCGUACCGGACGAGAGCAUCUCGGAGGUGUCGCUCCCGAGACGACUCCGCCACCGCCUCAUAACAUGCCGCCGCCAUCAAAUUUGCCGACUCGAAAAUCACAUCGGCAAACGGGCUACAGUGCUGCUCAUCCUGAUGGAGAACCGUUAAUGGUGUCGGGGAGGGCAGCAUACUCCGAUGAAAUGCGGUUGCCCUCAGUGUUGCGAAUGAAGACUCGGGUUCCGGAGUCAGAUCUGGAUAACCCAACAAUUGAGGAAAUCAUUCGCAUGUAUCAUGCACCAAACACGCUGUCCAUCAUCAGGAAGAAAGCCGCGGCCGUCAUCAUCGCGAUGGGCGCAAAUCCCGAUGACGAUAUCAAUAUGAGGGCGGCUGGCGUUACUGUUCCCCAUACCGGGAAUACGGGGACGGGGCGAGCAGCAUCGCCUGGAAGUACGUCUGCUGCUACACAGGAGCGGAUUAAUCCCCAGUUCCCGGCACCUAGCGUUCGCACUGCGUCGAAUCCGCCAUCGAAGUUGCCUCGCGAUGAAAAGUGGGCUCCCUCGAUUGCGCGACCAGCGCCGGCUCAGGUGAUCAAAAGUGCAGAAGCACGGGGACGCACGCAACAGCGUGCUGCUGAAGCAACGAAUGUUGCUCCGCCAGCUCCUUCCGAUACUGCCUCUUCGGAGCCGCGAUCUCGAACGAUGGGCCCAGCCAAAGAGACCACGGCUAAGGGCAAAUCCCGAACCGGAUCCAACGUGACAGGCCUCAUCGAUGAAGCUGAUGACACGAGGCAGCCGACGAAGGGCAAAGGCCCAAGUCCUCAGCCCAGGGCCGUUCGCUUAGCAUCCGACAGCAUGCCGGAUGUCGGACAGUUCCAAUCAAACUUAAAGUACGAGGGUUCCACAGGGGAAGCCAUGGUGGUGAGCCUGGAGUGCCUGCCGGAGCCACAGCCGAAAGCUGAUACAUGGGCAAGCUUCUGCAGCACUCAGUGCAGCGAGUUUUUGCCUUUGACAAAGGCUGUGCUGGACACAUAUACCCUUGAGCAAAGCUGGAUGCCGAAUUUCGAGAGCUUUUGUCGCGAUUCUAUUCCGGCGAUGGAGCAGGGGAGAUUCAACGUGGAGCAAGUCCUUCGACCUUUUUCCGAGGGGUCCAAGGCACAGAUAGAGAUCCUGUCGGACCGCAGCAUCGGCGGCCGUAAGGUUUUGGCCAAGCGGUUCCCCCGAGCAUAUCUCCAAGACGAUCCGGAGUCUUUUCGACUCUCCGAUCCCUGCUCUUGUGAUGAUCCAUGGACCGAAGUGUUCCUGGCGAUGAGGUUGGGCCAUGGGACGUCGCGAGUUCCUGGGGUUGUCCCAUGCCAUGGGAUCUACAGAGAUUCUGGGGAGGAUGUGCUGUUGAUGUUGGAGUGGGCUCCUGGCGGCGAUCUUUUCCAGCUCGCCGGUAAUUUGGGUGAACCCGGGCCGGACAGAGAGGCCACGGCAUCACAGGUGCUUUGCUCUUUGCUUGAAGCUGUGACCCUACUUCACUCGAAGGGCAUCGCACAUGGCAACGUGAGUGCAGAAAAUGCCGUUCUGCGAAUGGAUGGCGCCACAAUUCAGGUGGCGCUGAUUGAUUUCGCCAUGGCUUUGCAUGACACCGAUCUCUCAGCGGCCAUGGGUGCCCGAGGAAAGCUGAUGUAUCGCGCUCCGGAGACUGUUGGCGAGCAUGCCAUCUAUGAUGCGCGUACUGCAGAUUUGUUUGCAUGCGGCGUGGUGGGCUAUGUCCUCGCAACCGGCACGUACCCCUGGCAGAGCACGGAUGGAGAUUGCAAGGCUUUCGCUUACGUCCAAAAGCAUGGCCCAAAGAAGUUCUUCGAGAAGCGCACGCUCACUGUGGGUGCCUCGAAGGUUCAGAUCUCGCAGGUUCUUUCUCCGCAUUUUCAAUCAUUCCUCGCUUCCUUGAUCGAGCCAGACCCGGCCAAGCGGAGAUCCACAUACUACAUCAGCGACGGUCGGGAAGUUGCCAAGACUCAGCUUGCCCACGUAGAAGCCGCUGCGGCAACAGGUGCCGAUGCAAAGCAGCUCAAGGCUGUCUUGGGUGUCCUCUUGCACAGCGUGCGGCAAAACCCGAGAUUUGCGGAAGAGAUCGUCCUCGAGUCCGGCCUUCAGAUCCUCUUGGAUGUUGUCUUGCAACCAGUGCUGCCCAGCGGCAGCGAGGGAGCGGAACUUGCGUCGCUGUGCGCUGCAGAAUUGUUGCAUUACGACGAAGGCCGCCGAUGGUGCGAUGAAAGCUCGGAUGACGUCUUCCGCAAGGAGAUGUUUGCCGCUCUUCUGCUGCACAUGAUGGAGGAGAAGAGUCGCGGUUGUUGGAGUCUGCUCUUGCUCCUGUUUCUGACCCAUGCGGGGCCGACCUUGCGCUGUUUGCACGAGGUGGCCCUGGAAGAUAGAGGUCAUUAUCUGCGAGCCUUGUUUGAGGCUUGUGGCUCGGAAGAGAAUGAUUGGCUUUUUGGAGCAGCCGGAGCCCUUCUCAAGGCGAUCGAGGACGUGAUCCACGAGUUCCGAAGCGAACUGCCUCAGGUAGCUGAUGGGAUGAAGAACGAGCUUCGGCGCGCUGCUGAGGCGUGCCAAGCUUCGGAUCUACUGCAGGAGGACGAUCCCUUGCCCAUAGCCGUGCUACAGCCUCUCCUGGAGGAUGUGCUCAGCACCGCAUGCGAGGCCUCUGAGGCCAACUUCGAGCGUGAUGCUUUCGCCGAGGCAAACCGCAUUCUCCUCAGAGAGAAGGCUGGCGAGGAGCAGCUGAAGCAGCGAAACGGACGACUUGAGGGGGAGCUUCGGCGCCUCAACGUGGCCCUGAGCAAGAUGCUGGUCUUCGUUGACGUAGGAGAACAUCCCAUCGCCAAGUCUUUGCAGGAGAUCGUGCACAUGGGCUUCGACAGUAUCAAGUGGGAAGCUGGGUACACAGCUCUGCACUAUGCAGCGGAGCACAUCGAUGAUGCCAGGAUUGUUGAGCUUCUUUGUAGCCUGGCUGUGGAUGUCAGCGCCAAGGACGACAAGGGGAAGAGCGCAGCCGACUAUGCAAAAGCACGUGGCUUGGAGGACAACGUGAAGAGCAUCAACAAGUUCCGGAAGCAGGUUUCCAGCAGCGAGCUCUCCACGGGCUCCACGUCUUCAGCGAUGCUCCUGGAGCAGGGGGACGAGGAACUCUUUAAGGCUGCGCGCCAAUGCCGCGGCUUUCUGCACAAGUAUCCCACGUCAGGAAAGCAUUUCUGGCGCAUUCGAGGAACGGAGAAGCGCUACUUUGCUGUGACACGCCGAAACAGGUCUUGGGAGCUCGGUUACUGGGAGUCCAUGGAGAACUUCAGCGACCGACUGGAGCCCAAGGGCAGCAUCCGCAUGCAAGACGUCACUGGCAUCCCCGACAUGGCGGACGACACAACUGUUGGUGAAGCAGACGUUCAGAUCUGCUACAGAGAAGAUGCCAACGAUAAGAAGCUUCUCGCUGUCGCCAGGGAGGAAGGUUUUCGGGAGCUCCCUUCAGCCGAGGAUGCGGAGAAGUGGCGGCAGUCCCUAAGGCAUUUCCUCGACCUGCUAAAGCGUGCGCAGAAGCCGACAGCCGCCCCGAAGCGGAAAGCCCUUGCACCCCCGACUUCCGAGGCCAAAGCUCGUGCGGCGCAGCUCCUGGAGGCGUUUGUUGGCGAAAGCCAGGCAGCAAGCCCCGUACUGGACGUCGCCUCCUUCCUGGGCGAAUCUCCCACGUUCCCGACGCCCGCGCCAACUGCGCGUCCGCGGCUGCAGAGUCGAGCGGAGCCCUCUGGCCGCAGCCGCAAGAGUAUGCGUGGACCGCGCAAGUCGCUGUAUUCGCGGCCGCACCGGAACUCCGCAGACAUGCCGGCUGAGGCUGAGGAGGAUGCCGACAGCAAUGGGACCGACGAGGGGACCGAGACGGCGGCGACCGAGACGGCGGCGCCCGAGACGCCCGCCGCAGCUCCUGGUGAGAUGUACCGGAUCGGAAGCUUCGCCGACGAUGCUGCCCUGCAGCGAAAAUGGUCGAUCUUUGAUCUUUUCGAAAGCCCGUGGCAUCUCAUGCGGACGCGGUCGCGGAGCAGUGUGCAGACUCAAUCCUUCAACAGUGUGGAGGAGAACCGCCCACUGGAGCCGGAGUUGCCAGGUGGUCGAGAUGCGGCACCCACCCUCGAGUCGUUGGGUGACUUCCUAGGGGAGGAUGACCCAACAGGACCAGUCGGCAGGCCAGUUGGCCUUGCGAGCGGGAAGAAGGAGGAGGGCCUUGGGAUCGAAGAAAGGGGCGGUGGCCCUUCCAGCAGCUCCCGAGGUGCGGAUGCUCCACAAGCUGAGGGCGAUACAGCUGCAGGCCCUGAAUCUCACGCUCCUGCUCCUGGCUCAGUGAUUAUGGAAAUACCUCUGGCUGGAACAGCACCGAGCACAGAGGGUCUUCCUGGAGCUCAAGCAAUGCAGAGCUCGGAAAGCCCAGCUGAGAGUCCCCCAAAGACGGGGGCCAAAGGCCUUCCAAAGAAAGGGGGCAAAGCUGGCAAGGGCCCGCCACUGCCUGGAACUGGGGGCGAGCUCUGCGCUGUUCCGGAUGCUGCGGCAUCUGCUGUGCCGCAAGAAGCCUCCACGGAAACACUUGUCAGCCCACCUUCGUCGGAAGCGAAGGCGAGACCGGCUGACGGAGCACCACUGAGCACUGAGAGUGCACACGUUUCCGAGCCCAAGGACAUUCCCGGCGCUCAAGCCGAUGCGCAGAGCUCCGACAGCCCAGCUGAGAGUCCCCCAAAGACGGGGACCAAAGGCCCUCCAAAGAAAGGGGGCAAAGCUGGCAAGGGCCCGCCACUGCCUGGAACUGGGGGCGAGCCGGAAGAAGCCUCCACGGAAACACUUGUCAGCCCACCUUCGUCGGAAGCGAAGGCGAGACCGGCUGACGGAGCACCACCGAGCACUGAGAGUGCACACGUUUCCGAGCCCAAGGACAUUCCCGGCGCUCAAGCCGAUGCGCAGAGUCCCCCAAAGACGGGGACCAAAGGCCCUCCAAAGAAAGGGGGCAAAGCUGGCAAGGGCCCGCCACUGCCUGGAACUGCGGGCGAGCUCUGCGCUGUUCCGGAUGCUGCGGCAUCUGCUGUGCCGCAAGAAGCCUCCACGGAAACACUUGUCAGCCCACCUUCAUCGGAAGCGAAGGCAGGACCAGCGCCCAAGGGACCAUUUGCGAAGAAAGGAAAGGGACCUGGAAAGGGCCCGCCUGACGCAGACGCAUCAACUGCUGCAUCUGCGCCAGAAGAUGAGGCCGCUGCCGAGGUUGCCAAAGCUGCUGGCCCUCCAGGGAAGAAGGGAGGAAAGGGACCUCCUAUGCCCGGACACAAAGCCGCCGGCGCACCUGCAGAAACAGCAGAGACCCAAGCCACCCCAAGCACGGACGAAGCGAACCUCAGCCCGAAGACCAAAGGCCCUGGCAAGAAAGGCGGCAAAGGUCCUCCCCUUCCGGGGGCCAAGGCACCGGCAGCUGCCGAAUCCCCCAAAGAUGCGCCCCCCACCACGGAGUCAAGUGCAAAGGGAAAGGGCCCGCCACCGCCGGGAGGCAAGGGCCCAAGCAAGGGUCCCGGGAAAGGCCCUGCUGGAAAGGGCAAGGGCAAAGGCAAGGAGCCACUGCAGUUGCGCCAGCCGAAGAUUAAGCCGAAGCAGAACAUGAAACAGCUGUGGUGGAGCCGAUUCCUUUUCGGCAAGCACCUCAAGGAGGGCGAGGGCAUUUGGAAUGAGACGGACAAGGAAAAAGUUCAGCUUGGCGCGCAGGUCAUCCACCUCAUGGAGAAUCGCUUUGGUCGAGGGGCGGGCAGUGUCGCCAAGGAAGCCCCUAAACCGGCAGCCAGCGACGCGCCCAAAGAAGCGCCCAAGGCGAUACGGAUCAUCACCGACCCAAAUCUCAUCGUUGGAAAAGAGGCGGCAGUGCGUUCCCUGCCUCCUGCAGAGGAGGUGGCAGCUGCGCUGUUGAAGCUGGAUGCCGUUGUCCUCAGCCCGAGCCAUUUGAAUGUGAUCAAGGAGCACGCCAGCCCACAGCCGGCACAGGUGAGCCAGCUUGAAGAGUGCCGCAAAGAGCACCCCACAGUGCCUUUCGCACUGCCCGAGGAGUACAUGUGGCACAUCAGCCGCGUUCCAGCAUACCAGGUGCGCCGGCUGGAAUUGCAGGGCAGUAAUUUCCUUGAGCGUUUCGUCCAGGAGGACGAAGCUGCAAAGUAA